AUGCCAGCCGGAACAGCAUCCCCAAUCGCUUCAAACACGGCGCCCAGCAGCCGCGAGCAGGCUGCGCUGCCGGAGCCUAUCGCGUACAGCGCAUUCACAAAACGUUCAGCCGUCUUAAUUGUGGUGUUGGUUUCUACUGCAGGAUUCUUCUCACCCUUUACCGCCUUUGUCUACUUCCCAGCGAUCAGGUCCAUCGCUGCUGAUUACGGAAUCUCCAUUGAGCUGAUGAACGUCACUGUCACGGUGUACCUCAUCAUUCAAGGUCUCGUGCCGCCGAUACUAGGAGAUCUGUCUGAGAGUAUCGGCAGACGACCGGUCUACCUGUUGGUCUUUACUAUCUACUGCGGCGCGAGCAUCGGACUGGCUCUGCAGCGGAACUAUGCAGCUCUGCUGGUGCUUCGCAUGUUGCAAAGUGCUGGCAGCUCCGGAACGAUCGCUCUAGCCUAUGGAGUCAUCGGAGACAUAGCCGCACCGCAUGAACGUGGCGCCUACGUUGGACUCUCCCACAUCGGCUUCAAUACUGCUCCGGCGCUUGGACCAGUCGUUGGCGGAGUCAUGGCAGACAAGGUCGGAUGGCCGUGGAUAUUCGUCUUUCUUGCAACAUUCUCCGGAACUCUACUGAUUUUGCUCGUGCUUUUCCUGGACGAGACCGCACGCAGCAUUGUGGGCAACGGCAGCAUCCCUCCUCGAGGAAUAAACAAGACGCUUCUACAACAUCUGCGCAACGGGCGGUCUCCGGAAGAGCCAAGACGGAGCACUUUUAGGGCUCCCAACGUUGUUCCAUGCCUGAAGUUGAUCUUCCACAAGAACACGUUCCCUGUGCUGCUUGCCAAUGCAACCUUCUACAUGAUGUAUUCAUGCUUGCAGGCUAGCUUAGCGCCUCUGGUCCAGCGUCUAUAUGGACUUUCACCUUUGCAGGCUGGACUGUGUUAUCUUUCCUACGGCGUGGCCGGUGGAACUGCAUCUUAUUCCCUUGGACUUCUCACGGACCACGACUACCGUGUCGUUGCGCGCCAGCACGGCUUUUCUAUCGACCGGGUCAGAGGAGACGACCUCAUGCGGUUUCCAAUCGAGGAAGCGAGGCUGCGCUCGAUGAGAAUCUAUCUGCCUCUCUGCGCCACAGCAACGGUCGGUUACGGAUGGUCAUUGUCAGCACACACCCAUCUUGCGGUUCCCCUUGUCUUGUGCUUUAUCAUUGGCUUCACGGUGACUGGCGUGUUCAACGUCUGCAACACACUGAUUGUCGACGUCCAUCCUGCAUAUCCGGUCACUGCAUCAGCUUCGGUCAGCAUCACCCGCUGCCUAAUUGCCGCAGCCGGAGUCGCCGUGAUUGAGCUGCUUCUCAGCGAGGUUGGCCCUGGAUGGACUUUCACGAUUAUAGGCGCACUUUGCUGGUUGAUGGCGCCCGUGCUGUGGCUUGUGCAUCAAUACGGCUGGACAUGGCGCAAGCGGCGAGCUGGGCGUGAGCAAGAGUCUGCCGCGGCACUUGCAGCGGCAGAGACUGUAGUGGAAGCGAAGGUCUGA
Molecule: messenger RNA, 1524 nt
Organism: Zymoseptoria tritici IPO323
Lineage: Eukaryota; Fungi; Ascomycota; Dothideomycetes; Mycosphaerellales; Mycosphaerellaceae
Product: putative major facilitator superfamily transporter
Exons: 3
Coding region: 1-1524 (507 amino acids)
Biological process (GO): transmembrane transport
Molecular function (GO): transmembrane transporter activity
Source: RefSeq, a predicted model, not a curated record